UAGUUGCCUCGGUUUAGUCCUAUGGUUUCAGCAAGAGAAAAAAAUUCUAGUCUGCACUGACUUUAUACUGUGUUUGAGAACUAUGUGGUUCUAUUAACAAUGAUCAGUUUGCAUUUAAGUUUAAUAUUUUCCAGGUGUUUCUCAAGUGAUAGGAGGAGAGUGGUUGUUACCGGCGUGGGCUUGGUUACUUGUCUCGGGGUUGGUACGGAGACAGUGUGGCAUCGUCUGCUAGACUGCAGGAGUGGAUUAACCCACGUCAGGGGCAAGGGCUAUGACCAGAUUCCCUGUAAGGUGGUGGGAUAUGUACCUCACGGGAUUGGAGCUGGGGAGUUCAAUAGAGAGGUGACAGUACCCAGUGCACGAGACAGGGGGGUGUCACAAGCGGCAGCUUAUGCCUUAGCAGCGGCAGAGGAAGCUUUGACUAGUUCCGGAUGGAAACCCCAGAAGGACGCACAACUGGAGAGAACAGGUGUGUGCAUUGGGACAGGCAUGGUAUCGCUAGAAGAUAUUGUUGAUGCUGGAGAACAUGUGCGUGGUGGCCGUUACCGCAAAGUGAGCCCCUGGUUUAUUCCUGAGAUCCUCAUCAACAUAGCUGCAGGCCAUGUCAGUCUAGCCUAUGGCUUCAAGGGCCCCAACCACACAGUGUCAACUGCCUGCACCACAGGCCUUCAUGCUAUUGGUGAUGCCGCCCGUUUUAUUUGCCAUGGUGAUGCAGAUGUCAUGCUUGCUGGUGGCGCCGAGUCAUGCGUUGGACCUCUUGCCAUGGCUGGCUUUGCUCGCAUGAGAGCACUCAGCACCAGUUUUAACGACAGUCCUCAGGAGGCCUCACGGCCAUUUGAUGCCAAACGAGAUGGCUUUGUUAUGUCAGAAGGGGCAGGGCUGCUUGUACUUGAAGAACUUAACCAUUCUUUAGAAAGGGGAGCUAAUAUCAUAGGUGAGAUACUAGGGUAUGGCUUAUCAGGUGAUGCCCACCACCUUACAUCACCAUCCAGUACAGGUGAUGGUGCUUAUCGUUGUAUGAGGGCAGCACUGUGUGACGCAGACCUUGACCCCUGCAAGGUUGGUCAUGUGAAUGCGCAUGCCACCUCAACACCUCUUGGUGAUACAGCAGAGAGCCGGGCCAUCCUCCAGCUACUAGACAGACAUGCUUUUGUGACCUCGACAAAAGGUGCUUUGGGACAUCUUUUGGGUGCAGCAGGCAGUGUGGAGGCCAUCCUGACACUGUUGGCUUGUCAAAGAGGCCAGAUUCCACCCACACUGAAUCUCCUGAAACCAGACACAGGUUGUGAUCUUAACUAUGUCAGAGACACAGUCCAGGACUGGCCAGUGCCUUUGUCAGGCAGGAGAAUAGCCUUGACAAACUCUUUUGGUUUUGGAGGAACAAAUGCCAGCAUAUGUGUAGCACAGUUCACCCAGUGAAGAGAAGUACUUUGUUUGUUAAAAGAAAAUAGAAAUAAAUAUGUGAACAGACUGCUACAACUGUGGAAUGUAUUUACUUAAAUUUGAGCUCACUUACUUUAACUGUCAACUACACAAAAUGUGCAUUAAAAGCCCUUAGUCAACUAUGGAAUAAGACUGCAGUUGAUCUUCACAAGAGGACAAGGUUAGAUGUCGUAAUAACACUCUUGACUUUGUGUAACUUUUGGGAAUCCACACCACAGACGACCUGAUGAGGAUGUGUCUCCACCUCUACAUUUCUCCUCUGAUGGUGGCAGAUGUCAAGUCUUUAUAUCUGUGUGUGUGUGUGUGAAUGACCAUCCAUGUGUAGACAUGUGAAAAAUUUGUGUAUGGGUAUGAAAUGCUUACCUGGUGUAUCAAGGAAGGUGUACACAGUGAAAAGAGAAGGUUUUACAUGCUCUGCUCUUGAUAUGGUGCUUUACUUACCUUCACUAUCACUAUGGCUCUAUGGUACAUUAAUCAUUCAUAUCACUUUAAUAAAGGACAUCCUGCAAGCACAGCCUUAUUUAUCAUCCAUACAUCAUGGUAUUCAUAUAUGCAAAUUUAUAGCCUUAUAAAUAUAUUUAGUCUUCAUUCACCUUUUCAAUAAAUUGUCUUGACUUUGA
Pomacea canaliculata is the source of this 2063-nucleotide messenger RNA. Its product is annotated as 3-oxoacyl-[acyl-carrier-protein] synthase, mitochondrial-like. Gene Ontology annotation, molecular function: 3-oxoacyl-[acyl-carrier-protein] synthase activity. The record is from RefSeq and is a predicted model, not a curated record. The transcript has 7 exons. The coding region runs from base 100 to 1419 and encodes 439 amino acids. NCBI's taxonomy places the organism in Eukaryota, Metazoa, Mollusca, Gastropoda, Architaenioglossa, Ampullariidae. Gene Ontology annotation, biological process: fatty acid biosynthetic process.